This is a messenger RNA of Paramecium pentaurelia, 835 nucleotides long. The record is from the annotation of a GenBank genome assembly. Lineage: Eukaryota; Ciliophora; Oligohymenophorea; Peniculida; Parameciidae.
AUGAGCAAUAGUAAAUCUCCAACAUAAACUGAAGCUCUUCCCUAAAUAUAAUACAUCAAAUUAAAAUAGUUGUCAAAACAACGUAAAGUAAAUUUUAAUGUGAUGCUAUCUUUACCUGUAACUUAUAAUCUAACUUAAGUAUUUACUUAAAGAUUAGCAGCUUGAAAAUAGAAAAGACACUAUUGCAAUCUUUAAAAAAAGAAAACAAGAAGCUAAUGCAUUUAGCAAAAAUAAACCAUAACUUUUAAACAAUGGGAGGAUUCAUUUUUCAGAAUUUUGGUCAGAAAAAUAUUAAUGUAUUACUUUAAAAGAUUCCAAAAUCAACUAAGAUCUCAAUAAAUAUAGAUAAAUAAUAAAAAGCAAUAUAAAAGACUAUUUAUUUAGAUAUGAAAAAUAAGUUAAAGAUUAAUUACAAUAAGUGAGAGAGUAUUUAAAUUUUGUUAUUUUAGCCAAAAUUAUACAGAGCCAACAAAAAAUUUUGAAUCUGAUGAUGAAACUGUUUAACAUUUUGAUUUUCAAAAAUAAAAACUUUUAACAAAACAUAAUACAGAAGCAGAUUUAUUAGCAUAAUAUCAGAAAAGCCAGGAUUUAUUUAAAAAACCUUAUAUGAGAUACUUAAAUAAAAGUACAAGCAGAGAAGUAAAAAAAGAUUAUAUUCUUAAAUUGGAAGAUAUGAUGAACAAAUGUGAUGAUUUUAAAUAUAAAUAUCUAACAGAAGAGUAAGAAAACUAUAAUAAAUAUUAGAAAAAUCAAUCUAAAACGAUUCAGUCAAAAUUCUUUAGCAAAAAAAUUUAUAAUAAAUUAAACCACAAAUUCAAGCAGAAGCAAUUUUUGA